Phialemonium atrogriseum is the source of this 3200-nucleotide messenger RNA. RefSeq lists its product as uncharacterized. The record is from RefSeq and is a predicted model, not a curated record. Gene Ontology annotation, biological process: dolichyl monophosphate biosynthetic process. NCBI's taxonomy places the organism in Eukaryota, Fungi, Ascomycota, Sordariomycetes, Cephalothecales, Cephalothecaceae. Gene Ontology annotation, cellular component: endoplasmic reticulum membrane. The coding region runs from base 362 to 3082 and encodes 906 amino acids. Gene Ontology annotation, molecular function: dolichol kinase activity. The transcript is spliced from 2 exons.
AAGCUAGGUUAUCUGCAGAACCCCGUUAGUGGCUGCCACAGGAUGUCUUCAGCCACAGGUGGCGCGUCUUGUUGCCAAGGUGGAGUAACGGCACGGCACGCGGCUCAAAUCCCCUAUGGAUCAUGCCCUGGUUCUUCAUGUGAUGAUGGAGCGUAGGUAGUCAUGUUAUUUUUGGCAAGAGCCUCCUCCAUAAGCAUUCGGUCGUCCCUUUCCCACAAAACAAUGCAAACUGCCACAACUGCAGAGCGAUUAGUGGACAGGUGAUACCCGAAGAACCUUGUGCUUUGCCCGCAAUUGCACUGCGGAUGCAGCUCAGCAAUUCGAGUCCCAUGUUGCGCCAGGUGGCCUGUCGAGACUCGAUAUGCCCGAGCACCUUCAACCGCCGCCGCCUCCUCCGACCUCGAUCAGCAACAUCGAUGACAUCGGUGACGAGGGCAAAAGACUGAGAAUCCCCUCACGAUCUCCACAUCCUUACCACAGACGGAACUUUGAGCUUCUAGAGCCCUCCGACACGCUUGGCUGCCACACAGCGCACACAACACCUGUCCUUGCUCACAAGCCAGGCAGUGCCCUCUCGUCUCUCACCCGGGAGUCCACGCCUGCGAGUGAUAGUGGCACUGAGGCAGAUGAUGAACAUUUCUUAAAGCGCCUCCCAGCACCAAAAACCAGGCUACACAAAGGGCUGCGUGGGAAGGACGAGCCGCUCUCCGGAUCAUCAACCCCGCUGCUAUCCCCUGCAGUGCUAGAGGAUGAGGGUCGAGUAACACUGCAUCGACCAAAACGAGACACGUUAGCCAGAACCAAGUCUCUCCUCGGUGGGGAGAAGGCUCGAAGUCGGAAAGAACUCAUCCGGCGCCUUACCGAGCUCCUCUUGCUUGCCUGCCUGGGUUACCUUGUCCAAGCAAACCGACUUGUGCAACCAUUCUUGAAACUAUGGCAGAGAGAACUCACAGCGCAAUUCCGAUUAAUCGUUGCGCUACUAUGUCUCUAUCCUUUGAGACUCGUCAUAUGGGCCUAUAGGCGGGGGAAGCCGUCAAGGACGAUUCCGAUCUCCGUUCCCUCGUCAUUUGACCCGGCGCCGAUAUUUUAUCCUCCGGUGGUACCAAUACUUGUUGCACUGCUCAUUGCAGUGAACGUUAGAGCUGUCAUCCUGCCGAACUUGGUUCUGAGCCUCUGCGCAGUCCCCAGGAGUCUGAUUCCUGGUGCGCGAUACCAUGAGCCAUACAGCACCCUGCAUUGGGUCCUCUCCUGCAUUCCAAUUUUCUUGUCAGACCAGAAUCCGGCCCAUGUUGACACAAACACGGUGUCAAACGAGGCUCUGACGUUGCUAUAUCCCCUCCACCAGCAAUUAUGCAUCAUUUUACAGUACCUCACCACUACAAGCCUCUUGGCCGCUGAGCUGCAGCUUCUGUCGGUCGCACUAAUUAAUAUUCUUAUUUUGGCUUACUCGCCCCAAGCCGUUAUCCUCAAGGCGAUGCUAUGGGGAGGGGGUCUAGCCAUCCUCAUUAUCUGUGGCCCGGUGAUCAGGUGGGGGAUCACAUUAGCAAGGGUUCCCAAAUGGCGAUUCAUGCGGGUUCCUGCCUCGUCAAAAGGGGCCUUCGGCUUUCGAGCCCUCAGGGGCAUGAUGCUGUCUUGCCAGCGUGGCAGAUACGACGUUCCCGGACUGGACCUUGACUACUCGACUGGUGAAUCUUGCAAUACGUCCGAUGAUGAUUACGAACUAAAUCACGAUUCCCCAGCUUCUAUAAAGAACCUGCGGCGCACAGGGACUAUUAGCGGCGCCGAAACCCUCAUCGCCCCUUCGCGGACAGGUUCGCUCCAUGCCCGAUCCAUGUUUCCGGACGAGACCAUGUUCCGGACUUCGUCGAGGCGCCACACUCUGCCAUCUCUUGGCAGGUCCGGACUCCCACCCAAAACACAUACCCCUUCGGGCCGCCGGAAACGCUCGGCGUCCUCCACCAUGCGGUACUUCUUCUCCCUAACCCAGGCACAGGCCGCAACACGAAAGUGGAUUUACGCUGGCUACGUCUAUCUCUGCGUACUGGCCAUCGUUCUCUUUGGGGUCAGGGAGUACGUGAAAAGAUACGCGCUAUCCGGCGACGAACCAAUCGGUUGGGCGCUCGGCUAUCUCUUUGGCAACCUGCCAUGGUUUCGAUUCCAGGUCGUGAAGGCGAAUCUGGAACGGUGGAUCCGUCUCCCUCUACGGACUGGGGAAGAACACGUGGAAUCGUGCUACCAGGGCUGGGUGCAGCACCUUCGACAUGCCUCCUUCGGCGAGGCAAAUACCCGCCUGAUUAUCAGUGGCUACUGGCUCGGCAUCAUAAUCACGGGUCUGGCCGUAGUCUUCCAGCUGUCCCCGAUCUACGAGGUCGACACUCGCCGCAAGGUGUUCCACUUCAUGAUGGUCGCCAUGCUCCUCCCGGCCACCUACGUCGACCCAACCUACGCGGCCCUGUCCCUGUCACUCGUUCUCGCCAUCUUCCUCCUGCUGGACCUCCUGCGAGCCAGCCAGCUCCCUCCGCUGUCGAAGCCCAUCGCCAUGUUCCUGACUCCCUACGUCGACGGCCGCGACCUCCGCGGGCCCGUCGUCAUCUCCCACAUCUUCCUCCUCAUCGGCUGCGCCAUCCCCCUGUGGCUGAGCCUGGCGGCCCUGCCGCGCUCCGGCUCCGGCGGCCUCCUGGCCGGGUGGGAGGUACCCACCAGGGACGUGAGCAUGGUCUCGGGCGUCGUGUGCGUCGGUCUCGGCGACUCGGCGGCAUCCCUGAUCGGGCGCCGGUGGGGCCACCGCAAGUGGGUCUGGGGCGGUGGGAAGAGCCUUGAGGGCAGCGCGGCGUUUGCCGUCGCCGUCUUCGCCGGCCUGAUGGCUGCCAGUGCCUGGCUGAGGAUCGGCGGCUGGCCGUCCGCCUUGGCGGGGCCUGGUGGGCCGGGCCCGUGGUCGCUGUGGUCAUGGGGCUCGGUGGUGCGGAAUACGGGCGUGUGCGCAUCCGUGGCGUCGCUGACAGAGGCUGUCCUGACGGGCGGUAACGAUAAUGUGGUCGUUCCGGUGGUUCUCUGGACCUGUGUGAAAAGUUUGGGACUUUAGACGGCGCUUGGCAUCUUUGUUCGUCUUUUUUCUCUGUGUAUGGACGGGCGUUAUUCGGAGAAGGCGUUCCCAUCUCCCUUUGGAAUGGAUGAGUAGGGGUGCCGUUUACUCUUCCAGG